UACCAGCGACCAACUAGGCGAAUACUUAACGUCAGCAGCCAUGAGACGGACCUACUUGUUGCUCUGCCUGAGCCUGCUGACCUGCCAUGUGGCCCACUCGGCCUUCCUGCGACCCCUCGAUCUCAGUCAGCUGACCAAAUCCUCCAGCCUCCAGCAGCAGCAGCAGCAGUUGCGCGGCGACCUGAACCGAGAUGAUGGCAACGAUGACGAUGACUCCACCACCUUGGCACCCAACUCUAGCGAGGACUACGACUCUCGGCCACAAUACAGUUUUGCCUAUGAUGUGAGGGACACUCUUACGGGCGAUGACAAGCGGCAGGAGGAGAAACGUGAUGGCGAUCUGGUCAAGGGUCAGUACUCCCUCAUCGAACCCGAUGGCACCCGACGUAUUGUGGAGUACACCGCCGACGAUGCCAGUGGCUUCAAUGCCAUCGUUUCCAAGCAGCGUCUGGACGAGCAGCAACAGAGAAUCACUUCCUCCUCUUCGUCGUCGUCCCGCUUCAACAGCCUCGAGGAGCUCCAAACCCGUCUCACUGCCCAGGCCAUAGCCGAGGCCCAGUCCCUGGCCGAGGCUCAGCAGACCAGCCAGCUCCAGUUGGAGGCCCAGAGUCGUCGGGAGUCGGAGAACCAAGCUCGUGCACAGGCCCAGCAGCUGAUGGAGCAAUUCCAGCAGCAGGUACAGCAACAGGAACAACAGCGCCAGCAGCAGGAGCAGCAGUUGAGGGAUCUCCAGCGUCUCCAGGAGCAGCGGGAACGUGAGGAUCGGGAUCGGGAGCAACGUGAGCGGGAGCUGAGGGACCGAGAGCAGCGUGAGCGGGAGCUGAGAGAGCGGGAGCAACGUGAACGUGAGCUAAGGGAUCGGGAGCUGCGAGAUCGGGAGCUGAGGGAUCGGGAGCAGCGGGAGCGGGAGCAGCGUGAGAGGGAGCUCCGGGAGCGGGAUCGUGAGGACCGCCGCCAGCAGCAGGAGCGACGCCAGAACAGAAUCAAACAGAAUCAGAACCAGCGCCUGCUCGACCAACAGACCCUGCUCCUGACCCAAAGCCUGCCCAGCAUCCAGGCCACUGUGGUGUCGCAUCCGCCCACUCUGCUAGCCUCCCGUCUGCCCGCCUCCGGUAGCUCCAGCUCCAGGACCACCACCACUCUACUGACCCGGGAACGUGACCUAGAUGCCUGGCGUCAGUUGCCCAGUGCCCGUCUGACCAUCGAUCGUAACUCCCAGCCUUUGAUCCUGAGCCAACCCUCCAGUGCCACUGUCCAGGCCCAACUAAUCAGUUCGCCCCUGCUCCUGGACUCCGCCAACCUGAAUGGAUUGAUAACCACCCGCCUGAAUGGCAAUGCCGCUCGAGCUGGAGCCGCUCUGAGCUGGACCAAUGGCCGCCGUCUCCUGAACAAUGAUCUCUGGCAGCUGGAGAGGCUGGAUGAUCGUGAGGAUCGGGACGAGCUGCGUGCCAAUAGCGGUGAGCGGCGUUCCAAGAACUGGUAAAAGCCAGCAGUCAAAGCCCAACUUCAACUGAACUCAAAAGUAAACUCAACGCAGGACCUCAGCGAUCUGAUAAACGGACCACGAAUAUGUUUUAGCUCGUAAGGAUUAGAUUGAAUCUCGUGUUAACCUAGCCUAGAAUCGGGGAUUUAGGGGACGCCACACUGUCACACUCUCGCUUUCUGUUCAAUUAACGCAUACAGCAAACUUUGCCAAGAACUAACCCAAGCUCUAACGCUUUUCCUUCUCUCAGCUAACUUAGGCACUAAGUUUAAUUGUCUUUGUGUUACUUUUUAGUUAG
Molecule: messenger RNA, 1781 nt
Organism: Drosophila serrata
Lineage: Eukaryota; Metazoa; Arthropoda; Insecta; Diptera; Drosophilidae
Gene: Crys
Product: Crystallin
Cellular component (GO): extracellular matrix
Source: RefSeq, a predicted model, not a curated record